AUGAGUACUUCCUCGAAAGCUACCAACGCCGCAAAUUUCAAACAGGGUGCUUUUAACCCUUCGGCCCCUCGCGGCGACCCAAUUACCGACAAGGGCCAUCAACUCGGUCGCAAAAUCAAUGAGGCUGACCAGCAUCCCGAAUACCACGGGCAGCCAUUCCCUUCCGGCACCGCCCCAGCAAGCAACUCCCAUGUCCCCAACCCCAUUUCCUCAGUCCCCGGUCAAGGCAAUAACUCCAGUGUGAGCGCGGGACAAGAAAAUGAAGUCGCCACUUACACGUCGGCUUCGGAGACAUUACGAGGAGCCACCUCGGGUGAUGUGAACCGCGGCCUAGGGACACCGAUGCAGCGCCAGACCAACACCGAGGUCAGGCAUAACGGCGCGCAUGGCCGUAAGAAGCAAACUUCCGGGCUGGAAGGUAUUGGCUCCUCGAUGCAAGAGCGUGGUAGUGGUGGCCAGUUCGCAGAACAGCGUGCCCUCGAGCGAGAAUAG
Messenger RNA from Penicillium digitatum Pd1, 492 nucleotides. RefSeq lists its product as uncharacterized. The record is from RefSeq and is a predicted model, not a curated record. NCBI's taxonomy places the organism in Eukaryota, Fungi, Ascomycota, Eurotiomycetes, Eurotiales, Aspergillaceae.